Molecule: messenger RNA, 774 nt
Organism: Dioszegia hungarica
Lineage: Eukaryota; Fungi; Basidiomycota; Tremellomycetes; Tremellales; Bulleribasidiaceae
Exons: 3
Coding region: 1-774 (257 amino acids)
Source: RefSeq, a predicted model, not a curated record
AUGGGCCAUACAAUACUACUUCAGUGGACGUACAAUCCACCGCAACGUACUGCGCCUCUGAAUGAGUACAUCCUUACCCGGAUACUUGAACAUUAUGGGCUGUCCCAGCCUAUACGGACGACGGUGCAACUUCGGACCUUCCGCGCUGCGGUCGACACGUCUACACGGCUUCUCACUACCUUGGCGUACUCCCCACCCGUUCUUCCUGGACGCGAAACCCCUUCCCAACCUAGAGACAACACCACCUUCAUCAUUAUCGACGACCGUCCAGCUGUAAAUGGCCCGGAACCAACGGUUGACCAGACCAUCAAGCCUGCAGCACCCUCUCAAUUCUCCUCUAUUGCGGUCCGACCCGCCGCGCAUGUCCUUCCCCUCCUCACGAACCUCCUCAGCCCAUUCGUCAUGGGCCUGACUAAAUCCGCUCGAGCAGCGGCCUCUACAACGGCGGAGAUACCCCGUCCAACCACAUUACCAGGCACACCACUAGCUAUCACCUCGCUCACAUUUUCGCCCCCGUCCGCUCCUCAUCCUCCCGUCACGCUGACGAUCCACAACCUCCCCUCACAGACCGCGGCGUCCAUCUUCCUCGAGGCGGAGUGCGAGACCGAGGAGGUCUUGCGAGACUUUUUGGCGGGAUGCUUGCCGGAGGGUGUCGGCGGAGAUGUCAAGUACAUGGGCUGGGACGGGGAAGAGAGCAGCUGGGAAGGACUGGAGCGGACGAGAAAGGCGUCUCAGAUGCUGGUCAGACUGCUGAGGGAAAGCGGCUUGACUUGA